AUGGGCUCAGCACAGGUCGCAGCGAGUGGCAUAUUGCUGUGGCUUGGAAUCUCCCUGGUGGCAAGCUUGCCCACCGGACCUCCAGCACCACCCAGUUCCCACUCCCUGGCACUACUCAACCCCCAGCCAAGCGCGCUGUGGUUCCCAACGGCCCUUCCUAGCAGCGACCAGAUGGACCUUGAAUUUAGCUUCGACGGCGACAUGUGUUCGGCCACAACAGCGGCUAAGCAUCGCGAUGGCAAUAAACUCAUUCUCGUUGGGCCCAUCGCCUGUACCGAUCAUGCCAGCACUGGCUUGAUGCGCCUGACCGUCCGCGUGGACCAGCCUGCCUCUGUACACUUGCUCAUUGAUGGAAAGAGCUAUACCAUCGGGCAAUCCAAACGGCAUCAUCUGACGAUCCAGCGUGACAGUCUCACGUCCAUUGUCUUUGCCGAUGACGAUGAGGAUGAUGCCUUCUUACAAAAAGCCUCAGGCACUGCCUUACUUGCCGCUGAUCCUGACCGUCGACGCCGUCGCGGUGCGUUCACCCUGGGUCUCAUCGCGAGCCACUGCCUGCCCGGCUUUGGCAGUGAUCUGGCCUCGAGGCGACCGGAACCGGCCGUUUACGAUAUCAACGCUGCCAAGGUCUGCACGCUACACAUUGAUGUUGAUAAACGGUUUGUGGACGCGUGGGGUGGACUCGAGGCUGCAGCAGAUGUCAUCGAGGAUAUGGUCGCUGAGCUGGAAGAAGUUUACGCGGCAAACAACGAUUGGCUUCGUGUCAGCUUGCAAGCCAUCACAAUUCAUCCCACUCUCAAGAUGUACUCAUCCGUUCCGUCAAGCUCCUCUAUCUUGGCCGCAUACCAGACCUUCUUGGCCCAGGAUGUCAACGAGCACGGUGGUCGUCACCACUCCUCAAUCUCCUUGCUUGGUCCCAUGCUUAGACCAGCCUUGGGUGGCAAGGCCUCGGACGUUCGGGCCUGGAAUGCAAUGAUGGUCACCUCUCUCUCCCUGGGUCAACGCAUAUCAUCCAGCACGUUGCUGCGUGCUGUUGCUCAUGAAAUCGGACACGCUGCUGGUGCCCAACACACAUGUUGCCUGUCCUGUCUGACGUACUCGCAGACGUGUGCUGGUCGCAAUGGCGACCAAUGCAAUCCCGCCGGCAACUAUUACAUGAUGUAUCCACAACUGACCGAGACGCCCAAUAGUCUGUCGUUCAGCUCAUGCUCGUUGAAUUCUCUCGAGACAAUUAUUGAGUUGCGAAAAGCUCGAUUGCUCACAGCUGCCGAGGCAGCUACCCAACGUGCACCCAGCUACUGUCCUCCUUCUGUGCGCGAUCACACCACUUGCGAGGGACUCUGCCAGGCGCAGAACCUCGUCAUGAGUGGAUACUACGCGUCUUGGAUCCAGUGCCAGGGCGUUUGCUUUUGUCAACAAGGACAAAGCUAUGGCUCGUCCACUAUUGGCUGGAUCGACGAGGACAUCAAGAGCACCAGUAGCACCAGUAGCACCAGUAGCACCAGUAGCACCAGCACGACCAGCACGACCAGCACGACCAGCACGACCAGCACGACCAGCACGAUGGAAGCGUUACAGCGAGCCCUGGAGUUGGCCCGGGUACAACGGUGCAGUGAAUGCAAGCCCUUUCUAUUGGAACAAGAUUCCGGCAAAGCUAUGAAAAAGGCCAAGACGAAGUUCAAAUUCAAGCGCGACUGCAAAGAGGGGCAUUCCUUGCAGUUUUGCGUGCAAUCAAAAUCCAUCAUCUCCAAGGUCAAUGAGGCUGGAGGCUUCACGCUAGUUUUAAAGAACCAGGAUAAAGAUCUGGCCGGCGUGAACAAACUGAUGAAGCUUGAAGUGGCUGAUUCAAUCCUUGAGCAAGGGGUGUGCUACACCUUGUACUUGCCCCCAAUACUGGCAGCAGAGGGGCGCAAGUGGAAACUAAUUAUUGACAACGAUAAGGACAUUAAAUACCGGUACUAUGUUUCCCGAACCAAGAUCAAAAAGGCUCGGCACUGCGAUGCAGUCAUUUAUGGAUAG
Monosiga brevicollis MX1 is the source of this 2016-nucleotide messenger RNA. RefSeq lists its product as uncharacterized. The transcript has 14 exons. Lineage: Eukaryota; Choanoflagellata; Craspedida; Salpingoecidae. Gene Ontology annotation, biological process: Notch signaling pathway; membrane protein ectodomain proteolysis. The record is from RefSeq and is a predicted model, not a curated record. Bases 1 to 2016 code for a protein of 671 amino acids. Gene Ontology annotation, cellular component: plasma membrane. Gene Ontology annotation, molecular function: metalloendopeptidase activity.